Molecule: messenger RNA, 2158 nt
Organism: Ricinus communis (castor bean)
Lineage: Eukaryota; Viridiplantae; Streptophyta; Magnoliopsida; Malpighiales; Euphorbiaceae
Exons: 2
Coding region: 917-1939 (340 amino acids)
Source: RefSeq, a predicted model, not a curated record
UCUUAAUCUGAUUAUAAGUGAACCUUAGGGUUCACUGUGAAAUUAUAGUUUACUUACUGUUGUAGUACCCCAAAAGUAAUCCGAGAGGGGCUCGCAGUUAUGAUUAAAGAAUAUGUCUGGUUUUAAGAUAGUAGCUAAUUAGUAUAAAAACAAAGUCACUGUUUAUACGUGUCUCCAAAGUUUGUCAGUGGAGAAGGGAGAAGAAGACUUGGCAUCAGAAAUGGAUGCCAGAAGUAUCAACCAAAACAAAAGAUCAGCUGAUAUAUUCUGUUUCCUCAAGCUGCGAUCACCUACAAAAUUAAACAAUGCUCUCUCUCUCUCUCUCUCUCUCUAUAUAUAUAUAUAUAUAUAUAUAUAUAUAUAUAUAUAUGCUAAUAGUUUUAAAGCUAGCCGAGGGUUCUAGACGUAGAGACAAUCAAAAAGCUCGAAUGCAGCCAUCUCUUCAUGUUCAAUAUUGGAUACGCACGGAUUGCAACAACUGGAAUGCACAUUUGGUUGCAGAUAAACCAAAUUCCUCUCAAGUGAAGCCGUUUCGUUUCAUAAGUGGUGCCAAAAAUGAGGCUGUGAAUAAAAAUUAUUAUAUAUAUAUAUAUUUACCCUCAUCUCUUCUGUUUCACUCUCUCUCUCUCUCUCUCUAUAUAUAUAUAUAUAUAUGUAUGUAGUAAUGUAGAAGAGAAGGCUCUGCAAUUGUAUGAGUUUAGAGAGUUCAGUCUCUCUUUUUCCUAAUAUUUAUAACCUGUUCCCUUCUUUUCUCUUAGAGAGGUGGUGACCAUUUGAUUUCCAAGAGGGGAGAAUGGAACUACUGUAAUUCACAUACAAUAUAUCAAUAAGGCCCUUGCAACUAAAAAGGUAACCAAACUGUCUUUAUCAGUUGUAUUAGCUCUGUAAACCCCACGUUUACUUCCAUAAAAAAGGCAUGGGUUAUAUAAGUGAAAAGAACUUAUUUUACAGGGGUAAGUCCUUACUCUCAUCGCUGUGUAGAAUUAUAUUGUGGUCAACAACAUUGCCAUCUUCCAUGCAAGUCUCGAAACAAUGUUGGGCAGCAUCUCCUGGUCUGAAAACCCUAAUACACCCUCGAGACCCAACUCAUCACCCCUUGAUUAUCCAUUCUUGUAAGCGGCCUUCACCACCCUCACCGAUGCUCUUAUCGCCAUCACUCUCAACUACAUCUUCUUCAUCUUUGUUUCAAUCAGUAGCUGAUUCCUCACCAUACUCCUCUUGGUCAUCCAUGUUGGACGACUUGAUUGGGACAGAGAGUGGUGUUUGCCUGAACUCGGGUAUAGAAGAAAGAGCAACAAUAAUGUGGAAACAUGAGGCUGGUUAUCAUCCUAAUCAUGGCAAGCGAGAUCAGCAGCAAUGUGAAAAGCGAAAGAGGUAUCCACCAACAAUUCCUUUGUUAGCAAGAACAGGCAAUUUGCCUAGUCAUACGCCUUGGAUUUUAACUAGGCAUUAUUUUAAUGGUAGAUUGAUCCUUAGAGAAGAAAGAUUAGAGCACCAUGAAUACUUCGAAUCAUAUAGAGAAAAUGGUCGUCUCAUCUUGAAGCUUAUACGUAUACCCUUCGAUGAUAUUGCGUAUGACGAUGAAGAAGAGGAGCUAGAGCUACAAGAGCUCGAGCUUAUACAAGAAGAAAAAACCCAAGAGAGCACAGAGGAAGAAGAAGAAGAAGAAGAAGAUGAAAUAGACGUAUAUACAGAAUUAGUGCACGAAAAUUUAAUGGCAACAUCGGCUUCUUCUAUCCCGAAAUCAUAUCUGAAAAAUGGAAGUGAAAUUCAUGGAGAUGUAUGCAAGUGUUUCAGCACGUAUGCAGGUAAAAUGGUAUCAGAAUCUUAUCUACCUUGCAAUGCCAAUGCUCAAAGAAAAUGUGAGGGGUACAUGGAUCAAUCAAGUUCUGCAACUAGUUUGACAUUGACUAUACGUCCAAUGACUACUGUAGUGUAGCUAGAUCGAUCGAUCGAUUAGUUAGUAUGAUUAUUGUCAGUAGCUAGUAAUCAAUAACUAGCUAAAUUCUUGUCAAGUUAUUGUAAAAGAGGAAGUAUUUGCUGUUAUGAAAUUUCUUAGCAAAUUAAGAUGGAGCAGCCAAACAUGUAAAUUUAGGUCGCCUUUUGUAUUAGUACAUUUCUUUGCUUCACAAUAAUUAAUAAAUCCAGCUUUGUAGCA